UAUAAGUGGUCAUUUGAUGACAAACUGCGGUCAGACGACCACGUUAUCUUAAACAUUGUUAUAAUAUACUUCCUUAUAUAAGUACAUUACAUUGUUAAUAAAAUAAAGACAUAAGCAUUGACGUUAAAAACCAUGUCGUGGUUUGAAACAGUAAAAAAUGUAGCUAAAACUGUUGCAAAGAAUAUAGCAACUCCGUCGGUUUCUAGUUCUUUAGCUGGUGGUGCAAGUGCUGUUCCUGAUCAUCAUAGCGGGUGGUGGAGUGUUCUUAAUAGACCCAGCACGUCUGGUAAUAGCUCAGGUGAAGAUUCUAGUGAAUCUGAAAUUGAUAGUGAGAGGCUUGAUGUAGCAAGUGGAUCUACAGUUGAAGUGACAACUAGAGCAAGAUACACUUAUGAGCUAGACAGAUUUCAAAAGAACGCCUUGUUGAUGUUUGUGCAAAUGAAAAGCGAGCCACCAGGGAGUAGCAGAGUAGAAGAAACGACGACUCAAGAUAUAAACGUAAUCCUGGAUACCCUCACCGGUUUUCGGUUCGAAGUGAACACACACAUCGAUCUCACUUGUAAUGAAAUUGAUAAUAAAUGUCAGGAAUUUUUUCAAGAAAACUUUACCGAGUACGGUGCGGUUAUCGUGGUUGUUCUCACAUUUGACGGCACAGCUGGACAGUUAUCGGCGCUAGACGGCCGAUUUUCAGAAUCGAUCAUUUUGCGUCACUUGACUGACAAUUUGAAUCCGACACUGCUUGGCAAACCUAAAAUAUACAUUACCGAGGCCAAUCGGAUAAUAUCCUCGGAAAACGGAUUCCGGCUUAUUUCUGUAUCAUUGGAAGAACAUCAAGAUAUUUUGGGAUUUCACUUACCAACCAUGGAGCAUCAAUCUAUGAUACGACGUCCACUCCUGCUUUUAUGCGAUAACAUCAAACAUAUGGCUGAUACUCAUGACUUUGCCACUAUAUUAAAGAAAUCUGCAGAAAACAUUGCAAACGAGGCAAAUUCCGCAUUUGUGGAUAAUCCUAUAGAAUAUUGCAACAAGUUAACAAAAGAGAUGAUAUUAGCGAGAUCUUGAAUUAUCACAUCGGUCUCAUUACUGUUUUUUGCAUGUCUUUACCCAUCACUGAACCAUGGUGUUCCGAACAUUUGGGAGCAAAGCGCAGAGCCAAAACCAACACGCAGAGUCCCUUUUGACACUUUGAUGAGGUGUAAAGAGUACACCGAUCCCUUAGCCCUUAACUGUCGGCCCGAUUCGAACUUUAAGGUACGUCAAAUAUUCAGAUAUGAAACACACCCAAAGGCGGCGAUGGCUAUGGUGUAAGGACUAUUAAGAGUUGAUGGAGUUGACCUGAUGAAAUUGACUAGGUUAUUGGGUGAAAGCGAUGGACUUAAGACUGGGCUAUGGGAUAAAAACCCGACACCUGCCUAAUAAAACGGUAUACAAUUUUAUCUCCGGCAGACGCGUACGGUGUUCAUUUGGGGAUUUGUAUUUAGAAGAAGAAGAAAUCUUGAGCGAAAGGGUUGAUUUCCGGGGUAAAACCUAUCUUAUGUCCUUUUCCGGGACUCAAUCUAUUUCCAUACCAAAUUUUAUUUAUCGGUUCAGCAGUUUAAGCGUGAAGGGGACAGAUAGACCUUAGGUUGUAGUAAUUCUUGUAACAAAAUUAAGUAAAAAAGCAUGUUGUUUAACGUUUUAAUGUGAAAAAAAAAUGUGUGAUGUGUGUGAUAAAUGAAACAUUACUUUUAUAUUAUACUGACUUGCAAAAACAGCAACAGGUGUUGAAAAAUAAACCAUGCGUAACAUUGA
Molecule: messenger RNA, 1791 nt
Organism: Cydia pomonella (codling moth)
Lineage: Eukaryota; Metazoa; Arthropoda; Insecta; Lepidoptera; Tortricidae
Exons: 5
Coding region: 133-1062 (309 amino acids)
Biological process (GO): proteolysis
Molecular function (GO): cysteine-type endopeptidase activity
Source: RefSeq, a predicted model, not a curated record